Candoia aspera is the source of this 3601-nucleotide messenger RNA. It is a transcript of the gene GRM4, whose product is annotated as glutamate metabotropic receptor 4. Gene Ontology annotation, molecular function: adenylate cyclase inhibiting G protein-coupled glutamate receptor activity. Gene Ontology annotation, cellular component: plasma membrane. The coding region runs from base 18 to 2768 and encodes 916 amino acids. The transcript is spliced from 10 exons. Gene Ontology annotation, biological process: regulation of synaptic transmission, glutamatergic; G protein-coupled glutamate receptor signaling pathway. Lineage: Eukaryota; Metazoa; Chordata; Lepidosauria; Squamata; Candoiidae. The record is from RefSeq and is a predicted model, not a curated record.
UCAAGUGGGAUUUGGCAAUGACUGGGAAGAAGGGGGGAUCUGUGUGCAUGGAGCAACUCUCCUUCUGUUUGUUCAUGAGCAUCUGCUGUGGCUGGUGGUAUCAGCCAGUCAGCACAGCCAAGCCCAAAGGCCAAGGGCACCCCCACAUGAACUCCAUUCGCCUUGAUGGGGAUAUCACUUUAGGAGGCCUCUUUCCUGUCCAUGGACGGGGCUCUGAGGGAAAGGCCUGUGGAGAGCUAAAGAAGGAGAAGGGGAUUCAUCGCCUUGAGGCCAUGCUUUUCGCUCUGGACCGAAUCAACAAUGAUCCUGAUCUACUUCCAAAUAUCACUUUGGGGGCCCGCAUCCUGGAUACCUGUUCUCGAGACACACAUGCUUUGGAGCAGUCCCUCACCUUUGUUCAGGCCCUAAUUGAGAAGGACAGUACUGAGGUGCGUUGCGUUAAUGGGGGGCCACCUAUCAUCACAAAGCCAGAACGUGUGGUUGGGGUAAUUGGUGCCUCUGGCAGCUCUGUUUCCAUUAUGGUGGCCAACAUCUUGCGCCUCUUCAAGAUUCCUCAGAUAAGCUAUGCUUCCACUGCCCCUGACCUGAGUGACAACAGCAGAUAUGACUUCUUUUCCCGCGUUGUCCCUUCAGACACUUACCAAGCCCAGGCUAUGGUAGACAUUGUCAAAGCUUUCAAGUGGAAUUAUGUUUCAACUUUAGCUUCUGAAGGGAGCUAUGGUGAAAGUGGAGUAGAAGCUUUCAUCCAGAAAUCCAGGGAGAAUGGGAGCGUGUGUGUGGCACAAUCAGUCAAGAUUCCCAGGGAGCCCAAAGAGGGAGAAUUUGAUAAGAUCAUUCGACGCCUUCUGGAAACAUCCCAUGCUCGAGCUGUCAUCAUAUUUGCCAAUGAAGAUGAUAUCAAGAAUGUUUUGAUGGCAGCAAAGCGAGCCAAUCAGACUGGGCACUUCAUCUGGAUGGGUUCUGACAGCUGGGGUUCCAAAAUUGCCCCUGUGAGAGAUGUGGAAGAGGUUGCAGAAGGAUCUGUCACCAUCUUGCCCAAAAGGGCAUCUGUUAGAGGUUUUGAUCGCUAUUUCUCUAGUAGGACACUGGACAAUAAUCGACGGAACAUUUGGUUUGCUGAAUUUUGGGAGGAUAACUUUCACUGCAAGCUAAGCCGCCAUGCUCUCAAGAAAGGAAGUGCUCUCAAAAAGUGUACAAAUCGAGAGCGGAUUGGCCAGGAUUCUGCUUAUGAGCAGGAAGGAAAGGUGCAGUUUGUCAUUGAUGCAGUCUAUGCCAUGGGUCAUGCACUGCACAAUAUGCACAAGAACUUGUGUCCAGGGAAGAUUGGUCUUUGCCCCAAGAUGGAUCCAGUAGAUGGUGCAGAGUUGCUCAAAUAUAUUCGGAAUGUCAAUUUCUCAGGUAUUGCUGGAACCCCAGUGACAUUUAAUGAGAAUGGAGAUGCUCCAGGCCGCUAUGACAUCUACCAGUACCAGCUCAAGAAUGCUACACCUGAGUACAAAGUUAUUGGACAUUGGGCAGAUAAUCUAAACUUAAAAAUGGAACGCCUGCAUUGGCCUGGGGGAGGCAAUCGUCUGCCCACCUCCAUUUGCAGCCAGCCAUGCAGGCCAGGCGAAAGGAAGAAGCUGGUGAAGGGCAUCCCAUGCUGCUGGCACUGUGAGCGCUGUGACGGAUACCAGUAUCAGCAAGAUGAGUUCCACUGCAAGGUGUGCCGUCUCAGUGAGCGCCCCAAUGAGAACCACACUGGCUGCAUCCCCAUCCCCAUUGUUAAACUGGAGUGGAGCUCUCCUUGGGCUGUGGUGCCAGUUUUCAUUGCCAUUGUGGGCAUCAUUGCCACCCUCUUUGUGGUGGUGACAUUUGUGCGCUACAACGACACACCUAUUGUCAAGGCCUCAGGGCGGGAACUAAGCUAUGUACUGCUGACGGGUAUCUUCCUUUGCUAUGCCACCACCUUCCUGAUGAUUGCUGAGCCUGACCUGGGCACCUGCUCCUUGCGGCGUGUCUUUCUGGGCCUGGGCAUGAGCAUCAGUUAUGCUGCCUUGCUGACCAAAACCAAUCGCAUCUAUCGCAUCUUUGAACAGGGCAAGAAGUCGGUCAGUGCCCCACGCUUUAUCAGCCCUGCUUCCCAGCUGGUCAUCACCUUCAGCCUCAUAUCUCUGCAGCUCCUAGGGGUCUGCAUCUGGUUCAUUGUGGACCCUUCACACUCCAUCAUCGACUAUGAGGACCAGCGGACUACAGACCCCCGCUUUGCCCGGGGAGUCCUCAAGUGUGACAUUUCUGACCUAUCCCUCAUCUGUUUGCUUGGAUACAGCAUGCUGCUCAUGGUAACCUGCACUGUGUAUGCUAUAAAGACCCGUGGGGUUCCUGAGACCUUUAACGAAGCCAAGCCCAUUGGGUUUACCAUGUACACUACUUGCAUUGUCUGGUUAGCCUUCAUUCCUAUCUUCUUUGGGACAUCACAGUCAGCUGAGAAGAUGUACAUUCAGACCACGACAUUGACCAUCUCAGUGAGCCUAAGCGCCUCCGUCUCAUUAGGCAUGCUCUACAUGCCAAAGGUCUACAUAAUCCUCUUCCACCCAGAGCAAAAUGUGCCCAAACGAAAGCGCAGUCUCAAAGCAGUUGUGACAGCAGCCACAAUGUCCAACAAGUUCACUCAGAAAGGAGGCUUUCGUCCCAAUGGAGAGGCCAAAUCAGAACUGUGUGAAAAUCUGGAAACACAAGCUCUGGCCACCAAACAGACGUAUGUCAGCUACAGCAACCAUGCAAUUUAAACCCAGCCAGUGGCAACUACCACAAGAAAAGGGCUGAUGAGGAGGAUGAACCAGAAAGUGCAGCUGAACUCUUCAGUACAGAUGAUGUUAUUAUGGUGGAAGAGAGGGUAAAACCAAAUCUGACUCCAUGAAGGCAUCAUACCGGUGCUUGUUUCCAGUGACUGGGAUAUUGGAGGAAGCUCUUCAGAAAGAUGGCCACCAACAGUAGUAGAAAGGACCAACCAAGUUACCCCUCGAAAAAUAUCUGCCUUCCAUUAGAGGGAGAGGAACCAAUGAGAUGAAGAAAUGGACAGGUCUUAAGCAUCUUCUUUUGCAUUUUUUCCCCUGUAUCUUGGCAAAAGAUUGAAUAAAUUUCCCUUUUAUUCCCUGAAUUGUGAAAUGGUUUGUGGUUGUGAAGUCUUUUUUUUUUCUCUUAUUUUUUCCCUUCCCCCCCUUUUCUAUCUUUUCAUUCCUAACUUCUGACUCCGUCAUCUAUUCCUCACCUCGCUUUCUUUUCUAUCUCCCCCUUUCCUCCUUACUGAAUUCUCUGUGUUGCAAAAAUAACAAAAGUCCUUUAAAAAAACACAAAAAAACCAUCAUCAACAACAAAAAUGAAAACAAAACCUAGACUGUGUUCAAAGUGCUGAUUUCUAUAGGUGGUAAAUUAAUGUAUGUGAUGACCAUAUGGAUUGAAAUAUGUCUGCUUCAAUGUACUGACCAAUCAAAAAUUAUAAAAAACAAAAAAAAUCAAAAGUUCAGUGCCUGGAUGUUUAUGAAAUUAUUCAAUGACAAUGUGUAGAGCAUGAUCAUUUUUAUACCAGAAUAUUUCUAAUAAAAACUUGGUUUUGCACUCA